Molecule: messenger RNA, 1298 nt
Organism: Durusdinium trenchii
Lineage: Eukaryota; Dinophyceae; Suessiales; Symbiodiniaceae
Source: the annotation of a GenBank genome assembly
AAGCCGCAGCCACUUCCAAAUGUCAUUGCAGCUGCUUGUUCUGGCUACCUUUUGUAGCUGGGCAUCAGGUUUCCGCCAGAUGGUCCGGCGCAUGGGCAAUCUUUGCACCAGGGUCUCUGGUGCUAGCCGCGCCUUGCUGCGAUGCAAUCUUUACACUGCUUGGAAGGUGUUACUCCGCGGGCAGGCAGAAGAGGUUGAGGCUGUGGAGAAGGGCCCUUUGCUUUUGCUGGAGCGUGCGGCAAGGCUACGGGACAAGGUCUGCAAACCAAAGCCGGCUUUGCAGGAGCACUGGGAUGAAGCGGGUGUGGAAUCGAUCGACCUGGUGAUCAGAGGCAUCAGUGGAGAGAUUCUGCUUGAGGAGUCCGGGGCAAGGUCCCGAACUCCCAUCAAGCAGCUGGUGCAGAAGAUCCGUGCAAUGAUGGAUGACCUGGAAGUAGAGCUUGUGCAGCUCUGCCUGGGAACAACUGUGCUGAAUCACAGUGCCGUGCUGGGUGACUAUGUUGCUCCAUCGUAUGGCCAAAGAGAAAUGGAGCUCACAUUUCUCAAGCUUCAUGGUCCAGCAGUCACUGUUGAGGCCAAGAGCGGCCGUGAGAUCAAGCUCCUGGAUUCAGUGCCAAAGCCGGGGGAACGCUGCCACUUUGAUCGGAGCUACAAGUUCCUAUCCUUGGGUGGUUUUGAACAGAAGACCUCAAUGCGAUACGUCAUGACCAGCAACGAUGACAAGGCUACAUCCGCUGAGCAAGUUAUGUGGCGCCUCAAUGUGCGGAUGCCAGUGGUUGUAUAUUUGAACUUUCGCAGCUCUUUCCAUGUGCGCUACGCUCAAAGUUGGCUAGAUGAAGGCCGCUGGGAGCGGUCGAUCUUGGAAAGCACUGUAAGCUCUGGCAUCCCCAAUGGACCAUAUACUGGUCCUGUCUUUUACAAGGCGGUGGAUAGUGGCAUUCUGGAUUUAUAUGGCAGUGAAUGUGGCGAAGGGACAUACUUCGUAUUUGUUGACGUGCAACCAAGUAGCUAGCAUCCAAAGAUCCUAGAGGAGGAGGACUCGUCCUGAUCUCCGUCCCAUCUUCCUGUAAGGCAACAAAGUGGCCUUCCAGUAGCAUAGAUGCCUAACCUGUGCUGUGCUUUUGGCUAUCGUGGAGAAGACUUAUUGAACAUUCCAGAUUGAGCUGUUGUUGUGAUGGUGAUCUGGCACACAUCAUGUCAGAAUACUUGGCCUGUACAUAGCUAAUGGCCCUGCUCUCCUCAGCAUGGACCAGUCGGCCCAUUGCGUUUUAGAGACUGUGGGUCAUGUUUGAUCAGAA